Anoplophora glabripennis (Asian longhorned beetle) is the source of this 1662-nucleotide messenger RNA. RefSeq names its product putative glucosylceramidase 3. Gene Ontology annotation, molecular function: glucosylceramidase activity. The transcript is spliced from 7 exons. Gene Ontology annotation, biological process: glucosylceramide catabolic process. The record is from RefSeq and is a predicted model, not a curated record. Bases 54 to 1589 code for a protein of 511 amino acids. NCBI's taxonomy places the organism in Eukaryota, Metazoa, Arthropoda, Insecta, Coleoptera, Cerambycidae.
UCUAUAGGGCUUUGCCAAUGUGUACUUGUGGAACAUACUAGUCAGUAACGAAAAUGGCUGUUUCACUGUUAAUACUGUCCAUACUUGUAACAUCAGUUCUCAGUCAAAGCUGUAACAUUAGAGAAACAGACGAGGGAAGUGUGUGCGUCUGCAAUGCAAAAUACUGUGACACCGUUCCAGAUUUGGAUGUAUCUACUGGAAAAUAUCAAGUGUAUUCUACCAGCAAGGCCAAAUUAGGAUUCUACAGCACCACCGGAUCUUUCGUCGAAAAUACUGAUGGAGAAGAAAGCUCCAUCAUUAUUGAUCAAGACACAAAACAUCAAAGUAUCAUCGGAUUUGGUGGGGCUUUCACAGACUCUACAGGUAUCAACAUAAAGCUACUACCAGAAGGGGCUCAGAAAAAUUUAAUCGAAAGCUAUUUUGGUAGUAGCGGUAUCGCGUAUAGUUUGUGUAGAGUUCCCAUUGGUGGAACAGAUUUUUCAACAAGAGGAUAUUCUUAUGAUGAUGUAGAGGGGGACGACACGUUGGAACAUUUUGCACUUCAAGAUGAUGAUUUCGAUUUUAAGAUUCCCUUUAUCUUACAAGCAAAGGCAUUGAGAAACGACAAUAUUAAACUAUUCGCCUCUGCCUGGUCAGCGCCAACUUGGAUGAAAACGAACAACGAUUGGUCUGGCAUAGGCAGUCUUAAAGAAGAAUACUAUCAACUGUGGGCCGAUUACAUUUUGAGGUUUUACGAAGAAUAUGAAAAGCAGAACAUCUCCUUCUGGGGUGUGACUACGCAGAAUGAGCCUAGUGAUGGAUUAACAGUUUCUACGAAAAUUAAUUCUAUGGGCUGGUCGUCCUCUCAAAUGAAUAAAUGGGUAGGCGAAAAUUUGGGACCAACUAUAAGAAAUUCAACAUUCAGCGAUUUAAAAAUUAUGUUACAUGACGAUAGCAGGAACACGUUUAGCAACCUAUCAUUGCUGCUACAAAAUGAAAAAACAAUGAGUUAUGCUGACGGAGUUGCAGUUCAUUGGUAUGCAAAUACUGAGAUACCAGCUUCUAGUUUGGAGAUUUUGAACAUAGUACGUACCUUAUUUGAUAAGGAGGAUUGGUUCUUUAUAUCAUCAGAAGCAUGUAAUGGAUAUUUAUAUGUUUUUGGCAUGGACAAAUCAGUAAGGAAAGGUAGCUGGUCCAGAGGGGAAAACUAUAUUAACGAUAUAUUGGACAAUCUAGAGCAUGGCGCAGUUGGUUGGGUGGACUGGAACAUGGUUCUAAAUGAGAUAGGUGGCCCCACCUAUAUCGACAACUAUCUCGAUUCUCCAGUUUUGAUUAACGCAACCAUGCAGGAGUUUUACAAACAGCCAAUGUUCUACUCUCUGGGACAUUUCUCAAAGUUUGCAGUUCCCGACUCCAUUAGAUUGGAAACCACAGUGGAGGAGUUGGAUAAUGUGAGAGCAAUGGCAUUCUUGAGGCCAGACAAUUUAAUAGCAUUAAUUAUAUCUAACAGUGGCAGCGAGAAGACUAGUGUCCGCAUACAGAAUAGCCAGGGACAGACCGCUGCCAUACAAAUAGAAGCAAACUCUAUCAAUACAGUGUUGUACAGUUAGAUGUUUGUAAUUGAAACAUAAUAAUGUGGUGAAAAAUAAUAAUGCAAUUAAAGUAAAUAUUUAGAAAAGUAAA